Neomonachus schauinslandi (Hawaiian monk seal) is the source of this 11223-nucleotide messenger RNA. It is a transcript of the gene CELSR1, whose product is annotated as cadherin EGF LAG seven-pass G-type receptor 1. The coding region runs from base 10 to 9129 and encodes 3039 amino acids. Gene Ontology annotation, biological process: homophilic cell-cell adhesion; cell surface receptor signaling pathway; G protein-coupled receptor signaling pathway. Gene Ontology annotation, molecular function: calcium ion binding; G protein-coupled receptor activity. Lineage: Eukaryota; Metazoa; Chordata; Mammalia; Carnivora; Phocidae. The record is from RefSeq and is a predicted model, not a curated record. Gene Ontology annotation, cellular component: plasma membrane. The transcript has 36 exons.
CUCCGGGCCAUGGCGCCGCCGCCGCCUCCCGUGUUGCCCGCGCUGCUGCUCUUGGCUGCGGCCGCCGCCCUACCCGCGCUGGGGCUGCGGGCGGCCGCCUGGGAGCUGCGCGUGCCCGGCGGCGCCCGCGCCUUCGCUCUCGGGCCAGGCUGGACCUACGGGCUGGACGCCGCGCGCACGCCCCGGGCGCUGCGGGAGCUGCUGGACGUGAGCCGAGACGGGCGACUGGCGGGGCGGCGGCGCGGGCCGGGCGCGGGCCGCCCGCUGCCGCUGCUCGUCCGCCUGGCGGCCCGCGGCGCCCCGACGGCGCUGAACCUCCGCCUGAGGGUGCGCGCGCACGGCCCCGCUUGCGGCGCCCAGCUCCGGCGCCGACGUGCCACCAGCGCGGAGCUGCGGGCGCGGGCUGUGCUCACGGUGCCGGGGCCCGGCGCAGUGCUCUGCUUCCCGGCCCUCGGCGGCGGCGACAGUGGCGGGGCCACGCUGCACUCGGCGCUCGCGGCCCUGACCGCCUUCCCCGCCUGUAGCUGCCUGCCGCACCCCGGAUCCCGCUGCCCACGCCGAUACGUCUGCCUGCCGCCCGGGGGCUCGGCCCGCCUGCGCCAGCUGUGCGCCCUGCGGCGCGGGGCCGGCGCCAUCCAGAUGGAGCUGGCGCUGGAGGCGGCCGCGGGGACGACCUCCCCGGCGUCGUCGCUGUCGCAGUCGCAGUCGCCGCCGACCCAGCCCCAGGCCGGGGCCGUGGCGGCGCGGCGGGCUCGGCGGGGCGCUGGCGGCAGCACGACCCCUCAGUUCCCGCUGCCUAGCUACCAAGUAUCGGUGCCCGAGAACGAGCCGGCGGGCACCACGGUCAUCGAGCUGCGCGCGCACGACCCGGACGAAGGCGAGGCGGGGCGCCUGAGCUACCAGAUGGAGGCCCUGUUCGAUGAGCGCUCCAAUGGCUACUUCCUCAUCGACACGGCCACUGGCGCGGUGAGCACUGCCCGCGCACUGGACCGCGAGACCAAGGACACGCAUGUGCUCAAGGUGAGCGCUGUGGACCACGGCUCACCGCGGCGCUCGGCCGCCACCUACCUCACCGUCACAGUGAGCGACACCAACGACCACAGUCCGGUCUUCGAGCAGUCCGAGUACCGUGAGCGCGUGCGUGAGAACCUCGAGGUGGGCUACGAGGUGCUGACCAUCCGUGCCACCGAUGGCGACGCGCCCUCCAACGCCAACAUGCGCUACCGGCUGCUGGAGGGCGCAGGCGGCGUCUUCGAGAUCGACGCCCGCUCGGGCGUGGUGCGCACCCGGGCGGCGGUGGACCGGGAGGAAGGGGCUGCCUACCAGCUGCUGGUGGAGGCCAACGACCAGGGCCGCAACCCGGGCCCGCUCAGCGCCACCGCUACCGUCCACAUAGUGGUGGAGGAUGAGAAUGACAACUACCCCCAGUUCAGCGAGAAGCGCUACCUGGUGCAGGUGCCCGAGGACGUGGCAGUCAACACACCUGUGCUGCGAGUGCAGGCCACAGAUCGAGACCAAGGGCAGAACGCGGCCAUCCAUUACAGCAUCGUCAGCGGGAACCUGAAGGGGCAGUUCUACCUGCAUUCUUUGAGCGGCAGCCUGGACGUGAUCAACCCGCUGGACUUUGAGGCCAUCAGGGAGUAUACGCUCCGCAUCAAGGCCCAGGAUGGGGGCCGGCCUCCACUCAUCAAUUCCUCGGGGCUGGUCUUGGUGCAGGUGCUGGACGUGAACGACAACGCCCCCAUCUUUGUGAGCAGCCCCUUCCAGGCAGCUGUGCUGGAAAACGUGCCUCUCGGCCACUCGGUGCUGCACAUUCAGGCGGUGGACGCGGACGCAGGUGAGAACGCCCGACUGCGCUAUCGCCUGGUGGACACCGCGUCGACCUCCCUGGGUGGUGGCAGUCCUGUGUCCCAGGACCCUGGCUCUCCCCCGGAGUUCCCUUUCCAGAUCCACAACAGCUCUGGCUGGAUCACCGUGUGCGCGGAGCUGGACCGCGAGGAGGUGGAGCACUAUAGCUUCGGGGUGGAGGCGGUGGACCACGGCUCGCCGGCCAUGAGCUCCUCGGCCAGCGUGUCCAUCACGGUGCUGGACGUAAAUGACAACGACCCGGUGUUCACGCAGCCCGUGUACGAGCUGCGUCUGAAUGAGGACGCCGCAGUGGGGAGCAGCGUGCUGACCCUGCGGGCGCGUGACCGGGACGCCAACAGCGUGAUCACCUACCAGCUCACCGGCGGCAACACCCGCAACCGCUUUGCCCUCAGCAGCCAGAGUGGCGGCGGCCUCAUAACCCUGGCGCUGCCGCUGGAUUACAAGCAGGAGCGGCAGUACGUGCUGGCGGUGACCGCUUCCGAUGGCACUCGCUCGCACACUGCGCAGGUCUUCAUCAACGUCACUGACGCCAACACCCACCGGCCAGUCUUCCAGAGCUCGCACUACACCGUGAGUGUCAGCGAGGACCGGCUGGUGGGCACCUCCAUUGCCACCAUCAGUGCCACCGACGAGGACACGGGUGAAAAUGCACGCAUCACCUAUGUGCUGGAGGACCCUGUUCCACAGUUCCGCAUCGACCCGGACACUGGCACCAUCUACACCAUGACCGAGCUGGACUAUGAGGACCAAGCCGCCUACACGCUGGCCAUCACCGCUCGGGACAAUGGCAUCCCUCAAAAGUCCGACACCACCUCCCUGGAGAUCCUCAUCCUCGAUGCCAACGACAAUGCACCCCGCUUCCUGCGGGACUUCUACCAGGGUUCCGUCUUUGAGGAUGCGCCACCGUCCACCAGCGUCCUCCAGGUCUCGGCCACAGAUCGGGACUCAGGCCCCAACGGCCGUCUGCUGUACACCUUCCAGGGUGGGGACGACGGUGAUGGGGACUUCUACAUCGAGCCCACGUCCGGCGUGAUCCGCACCCAGCGCCGGCUCGACCGGGAGAACGUGGCUGUGUACAGCCUCCGGGCCCUAGCUGUGGACCGGGGGAGCCCCGCACCCCUCAGUGCCUCGGUGGACAUCCAGGUGAGCGUCUUGGACAUUAAUGACAACCCCCCAGUGUUUGAGAGGGACGAGCUGGAGCUGUUUGUGGAGGAGAACAGCCCCGUGGGGUCCGUGGUGGCAAGGAUUCGUGCCAAUGACCCCGACGAAGGCCCCAACGCCCAGAUCAUGUAUCAGAUCGUGGAGGGCAACGUGCCUGAGGUCUUCCAGCUGGACCUGCUGAGCGGUGACCUGCGUGCCCUGGCUGAGCUGGACUUCGAGGUCCGGCGGGAUUACGUGCUGGUGGUGCAGGCCACCUCGGCCCCGCUGGUGAGCCGGGCCACCGUGCACAUCCGCCUCCUGGACCAGAAUGACAACCCGCCUGUGCUGCCCGACUUCCAGAUCCUCUUCAACAACUACGUCACCAAUAAGUCCAACAGCUUCCCCACGGGCGUGAUCGGCCGCAUCCCGGCGCACGACCCCGACCUCUCAGACAGCCUCAACUACACUUUCCUGCAGGGCAAUGAGCUCCAGCUGCUGCUGCUGGACCCCGCCACGGGCGAGCUGCAGCUCAGCCGGGACCUGGACAACAACCGGCCGCUGGAGGCGCUCAUGGAGGUGUCUGUUUCUGAUGGCAUCCACAGCGUGGCCGCACUCUGCACCCUGCGGGUCACCAUCAUCACGGACGACAUGCUGACCAAUAGCAUCACCGUCCGCCUGGAGAACAUGUCGCAGGAGAAGUUCCUCUCCCCGCUGCUGUCCCUCUUCGUGGAAGGGGUGGCCACGGUGCUGUCCACCACCAAGGACGACGUCUUCGUCUUCAACAUCCAGAAUGACACGGACGUCCGCGCCAACAUCCUGAACGUGACCUUCUCAGCCUUGCUCCCUGGCGGCGUCCGCGACAAGUUCUUCCCGUCAGAGGACCUGCAGGAGCAGAUCUACCUGAACCGGACGCUGCUGACGGCUGUGUCCACCCAGCGCGUGCUGCCCUUCGAUGACAACAUCUGUUUGCGGGAGCCCUGUGAGAACUACAUGAAGUGUGUGUCCGUGCUCAAGUUCGACAGCUCGGCGCCCUUCAUCAGCUCCACCACCGUGCUCUUCCGGCCCAUCCACCCCAUCACUGGGCUGCGCUGCCGCUGCCCGCCGGGCUUCACGGGCGACUACUGCGAGACCGAGAUCGACCUGUGUUAUUCCAGCCCCUGCGGCACCCACGGCCGCUGCCACAGCCGCGAGGGCGGCUACACCUGCGAGUGUCCAGAGGACUUCACCGGAGAGCACUGCGAGGUGAACACGCGCUCGGGCCGCUGCGCGCACGGGGUCUGCAAAAACGGGGGCACCUGUGUGAACCUGCUCAUCGGCGGCUUCCACUGCGUGUGCCCUCCCGGCGAGUUCGAGAGGCCCUACUGCGAGGUGACCACCAGGAGCUUCCCGCCCCGGUCCUUUGUCACCUUCCGAGGCCUGAGGCAGCGCUUUCACUUCACCAUCUCCCUCACGUUUGCCACCCGGGAGAGGAACGCCCUGCUGCUGUAUAAUGGCCGCUUCAACGAGAAGCACGACUUCAUUGCCCUGGAGGUUGUGGGUGAGCAAGUGCAGCUCACCUUCUCGGCAGGUGAGACUACAACCACAGUGACACCCCAGGUUCCCGGGGGCGUGAGUGACGGGCGCUGGCACUCGGUGCGGGUGCAAUAUUACAACAAGCCCAACAUCGGCCGCCUGGGCCUGCCCCACGGGCCAUCUGGAGAGAAGGUGGCCGUGGUGACUGUGGACGACUGUGACACAGCCGUGGCCGUGCGCUUCGGCAGCCUCGUCGGGAACUACAGCUGCGCUGCCCAGGGCACACAGAGCGGCUCCAAGAAGUCCCUGGAUCUGACCGGCCCUCUGCUCCUGGGAGGCGUCCCCAACCUGCCUGAAGCCUUCCCGGUGCGCAACCGGCAGUUUGUGGGCUGCAUGCGGAACCUGUCUGUGGACGGGAGGAACGUGGACAUGGCCAGCUUCAUUGCCAACAACGGCACCAGGGCAGGCUGUGCUGCUCAGAGGAACUUCUGUGAUGGGACCUGGUGUCAGAAUGGGGGCACCUGUGUUAGCAGGUGGAACACUUACAUCUGUGAGUGCCCACUCCGGUUCGGCGGGAAGAACUGCGAGCAAGUCAUGCCUCACCCCCAGCGCUUCAGCGGGGAGAGCCUCGUGUCCUGGAGCGACCUGGACAUCACCAUCUCCGUGCCCUGGUACCUGGGGCUCAUGUUCCGGACCAGGAAGGAGGACGGCGUGCUGAUGGAGGCCACGGCAGGCGCAUCCUCCAGGCUCCAUCUCCAGAUCCUACACAACUAUGUCCAGUUUGAGGUGUCCCAUGGUCCCUCAGAUGUGGCAUCCAUGAGCUUGUCCAGGUCACGUGUGACUGACGGGGAGUGGCACCACCUGUUGAUAGAACUGAAGAGCGCCAAGGAGGGCAAAGACAUCAAGUACCUGGCGGUCAUGACUUUGGACUAUGGGUUGGACCAGGACACGGUGCAGAUCGGGAACCAGCUCCCAGGGUUGAAGAUGAGAAGCAUCGUUGUGGGCGGUGUGUCGGAAGAUAAGGUCACGGUGCGCCGCGGUUUCCGGGGCUGCAUGCAGGGAGUGAGAAUGGGGGAGACGUCCACCAACAUCGCCACGCUGAACAUGAAUGAUGCCCUCAAGGUCAGGGUGAAGGACGGCUGUGACGUGCAGGACCCGUGCACCUCCAGCCCCUGCCCUCAGCACAGCCGCUGCCACGAUGCCUGGGACGGCUACUCCUGCAUCUGUGACAAAGGGUACUUUGGAAGGCAGUGUGUGGACGUGUGCCAUCUGAACCCCUGCGAGCACGUCUCGGCAUGUGUGCACAAGCCCGGGUCCCCGCGGGGCUACGCGUGUGAGUGUGGGUCCAGUCACUACGGCCAGUACUGCGAGAACAAGGUUGACCUUCCGUGCCCCAAAGGCUGGUGGGGGAACCCCGUGUGCGGACCUUGCCACUGUGCCGUCAGCAAAGGCUUUGAUCCCGACUGUAACAAGACCAACGGGCAUUGUCAGUGUAAGGAGAAUUACUACAGGCCCCCGGAUCAGGACGCGUGCCUGCCAUGUGACUGCUUCCCGCACGGCUCCCACAGCCGGGCCUGUGACAUGGACACUGGGCAGUGUGUCUGCAAGUCCGGCGUCAUCGGUCGUCAGUGCAACCGCUGUGACAACCCUUUCGCUGAGGUCACCGCGCUCGGCUGUGAAGUGAUCUACAAUGGAUGUCCCAGAGCAUUUGAGGCUGGCAUCUGGUGGCCGCAGACCAAGUUCGGGCAGCCGGCGGCAGUGCCGUGCCCCAGGGGAUCCGUGGGAAACGCAGUCCGGCACUGCAGCGGGGAGAAGGGCUGGCUGCCCGCGGAGCUCUUCAACUGCACCACUGUCUCCUUCCUGGAGCUCAAAGCCAUGAACGAGAAGCUGAGCCGGAACGAGACGCAGAUGGACGGCGACCGGUCCCUGCGGCUGGCCAAGGCGCUGCGGAAUGCCACGCAGCACACGGGCCAGCUCUUCGGCAAUGACGUGCGCACGGCCUACCAGCUGCUGGCCCGCGUGCUGCUGCAUGAGAGCCGCCAACAGGGCUUCGAGCUGGCGGCCACGCGGGAUGCCGACUUCCACCAGGACGUCGUCCGCACGGGCAGUGCGCUCCUGGCCCCGGACACACAGGCCGCGUGGGAGCAGAUCCAGCGGAGCGAGGGGGGUGCGGUGCAGCUGCUGAGGGGCUUCGAGGCCUACUUCAGCAACGUGGUGCGCAAUGUGCGGAGGACCUACCUGAGGCCCUUCGUCAUCGUCACGGCCAACAUGAUUCUGGCCGUCGACAUCUUCGACACGUUCAACUUCACGGGAGCCAGGGUGCCGCGAUUCGAGGACAUUCGCGACGAGUUCCCCAAGGAGUCGGAGUCCUCGGUGUUCUUCUCGGCUGACUUCUUCAAACCACCGGAGCACAAAGAGAGCCCCACGGUGAGGCCGGCCGGUCGGAAGGCUGCCCCGCAGACGGCGCGCCUGGAGCCCGGCGCCGAGAGGGAGGCCCUGUUCAGGAGGCAGAAGAGGCACCCCGACGAGCCCGGCCGGUUCGCCGUCACCCUCGUCAUCAUCUACCGGAUGCUGGGGCAGCUCCUGCCCGAGCACUAUGACCCCGACCGCCGCAGCCUCCGGCUGCCUAACCGGCCGGUCAUUAACACACCGGUGGUGAGCGCCGCGGUGUACAGCGAGGGGGCUGCCCUCCCCAGCCCCCUGGAGAGGCCCGUCCUGGUGGAGCACGUCCUGCUGGAGACCGAGGAGCGCACCAAGCCCGUCUGCGUGUUCUGGAACCACUCCAUCAACGUCGGGGGAACAGGAGGCUGGUCGGCCAAGGGCUGCGAGCUGCUGUCCCGGAACCGGACCCACGUCUCCUGUCAGUGCAGUCACAUGGCCAGCUUUGCCGUGCUCAUGGACGUCUCCAGACGCGAGCACGGAGAGGUCCUGCCCCUGAAGAUUGUCACCUACGCCGCCGUGUCCUUGUCGCUGGCCGCCCUGCUUGUGGCCUUCAUCCUCCUCGUGCUGGUGCGGACGCUGCGCUCCAACCUGCAUGGCAUCCACAAGAACCUCAUCGGGGCGCUCUUCUUCUCCCAGCUGGUGUUCGUGAUCGGGAUCACGCAGACAGGAAACCCGUUCCUGUGCACGGUGAUCGCCAUCCUCCUGCACUACGUCUACAUGAGUACCUUUGCCUGGACCUUCGUGGAGGGCCUGCACGUCUACCGAAUGCUGACCGAAGUGCGCAACAUCGAUGCCGGGCCCAUGAGGUUCUACUACGUCGUGGGCUGGGGCAUCCCGGCCAUCAUCACGGGACUCGCGGUGGGCCUGGACCCCCAGGGCUAUGGAAACCCUGACUUCUGCUGGCUGUCCCUUCGAGACACCCUGAUCUGGAGCUUCGCCGGGCCCAUUGGAACAGUUAUCAUUGUCAACACAGUCAUUUUUGUCCUGUCUGCAAAGGUCUCCUGCCAAAGAAAGCACCAUUAUUAUGAAAGGAAAGGAGUCGUCUCCUUGCUCCGGACCGCCUUCCUCCUACUGGGGCUCAUCAGUGCCACCUGGCUGCUGGGGCUGCUGGCCGUGAACAGCGACUCGCUGGCCUUCCACUACCUCUUCGCGGUCUUCAGCGGCUUGCAGGGUCUCUUCGUCCUCCUAUUCCACUGCGUGCUCAACAGGGAGGUCCGGAAGCACCUGAAGGGGGCGCUCUCCGGGAAGAAGCUGCACCCGGAUGACUCGGCCACCACGAGGGCCACCCUGCUGACGCGCUCCCUCAACUGCAACCACACGUACAGCGAGGAGCCCAACAUGUUCCGCACGGCCCUGGGCGAGUCCACUGCCUCGCUGGACAGCACCGUCAGGGACGAAGGGGGCCAGAAACUCAGCGUGUCCUCUGGGCCAGCACGGGGUGGCCAUGGGGAGCCAGAUUCGUCCUUUGUCCCCAGGAACACCAAGAAGCACCAUGGCCACGAUUCAGACUCCGAUAGCGAGCUGUCCCUGGAUGAGCAAAGCAGCUCCUAUGCAUCCUCGCACUCGUCAGACAGCGAGGAUGAUGGGGUGGGAGCUGAGGACAAGUGGGACUCAGCUCGGGGUCCUGUCCACAGCACCCCCAAAGUGAAUGCUGCUGCCAACCACAUGCCCGCCGGCUGGCCCAACGAGAGCCUGGCUGGCAGCGACAGUGAGGAGCCUGGCGACAAACCGCGCCUGAAGGUGGAGACCAAGGUCAGCGUGGAGCUGCACCUGGAUGAGCAGGGCAAUCACUGCAGCGAGCGCUCCCCGGAGCAGGAGAGCGGCGGCCCGUUGAGGCCUGCGGACGUGCUCCCCAACCAGCCCCCGGAGCAGAGAAAAGGCAUCUUGAAAAACAAAGUGACCUACCCGCCGCCACUGACCGAGAAGACUCUGAAGUCCCGGCUCCGGGAGAAGCUGGCCGAGUGCGAGCAGAGCCCCGCAUCGUCGCGCUCGUCCUCCCUGGGCUCGAGCGACGGGGCCCGCGCCCCCGACGGCACCAUCACCAUCAAGAGCCCACGCCGGGAGCCGGGGCGCGAGCACCUCAAUGGGGUGGCCAUGAACGUGCGGGCUGGGAGUGCCCAGGCGGCCGGCUCUGACUCCGAAGGCAGUAACGAAACUUCAAUCUGAACCAUCAGGAAACCGAGACAAGGCCACCGCCUCCAGCCAGGCCUCUGUGCUGCAUCGAUGCACCCUUGGACCUUGGAGCCCAAGGGGCCGCUGCGCUGUCAGUGAAGGGGCCCUGGUGGUGGGGAUCCCUGCGGUGGCAGCCCCAUGACUGGUGUGACUGACAGUCCAGACACAAAGCCCCGGGCUACCCCCGGGAGCUCAGGGCCCAGCCGACCCGUGACAAGUGCCAAAGGUCACGGGCUCGAGGAUGGGUGGGCUCCCGGGCCGGCUCAGCCGGAUGCCGACUGCGGAGGGAGGCAGAGCCGCGGCCAGCAGGGCCAGGAGUGGGACCGGUACAAGAGCUGGCGGGGCCCCAAACUGCCAGGCCUGGCUUGUCGGGGUUCGGGGUGCUGGGCGUGGGUGGAGGACGGAGGUCCACUGGCCAUGCAGGUGCCCCCAGGUAGCACAGGUCCCUGGCCGGUGGCCUUGACGGCCCUUUGCAUAAACAUCCCUUGUCUUAAAGCAAAUUAUUUUCUUUUGUUGAAAAGGUGUAGAUACUUCUAUAUAUAUUUGUAUGGGACUCGGAGAAGGUGAAAGCCUGUGUAUAUUUUGCAUUUGUACUAUUGAUACUGGGAGAUCUGUGGGAUGAUCUCUCACUAUUUUUUUUAUAUAAGGAAGAUUGCACAGUUGUACUUGAACCUGGCGUGCGUUGAUGCAGCUGGUGUCCCGGCAGAUCAGAGUGGGAAGUGCGUGGGGAGCGAGUGGGUCCUCGAACAGAGGUUCCUGCCGCUGGGCCUGGCCAGGAAGCAGGGAGCUGUGGGCACCACGCGCAGCCGCCUGAAUUCCCAGCGCGCGUUUCUGAGAUGUGUGCCCUCCGCUCCCAGCCGCCCCGGCUGUGGUGGAUCGGAGACAGGGCAGCCUGGGACGGGGCGGGACUUGAGGAGCCCCCCAACCCCGCCACUGAGGCUGGUGGAGAACGCAGGUGCCCCACGGCCAUGGUGGAGGCGCUGACUGUGACUUAGCGCUGGCCCUUCCCUGGCCGCCCCGCCCCCACCCCGGGCCCACGCUCGGCCUGCGGGGCUUCCCUGGCCACUGGCCCAGUCGGUGUGGUACCGCAGGUGGGGACGUCUUUUGUCCCCUCUGCUCCUGUUCCCAGUGGGAUUGUACAGUGUUCACACGUUUCCGAUCCAGAUGGAGGUGUCAGGUCUUCCAGGAUGUCACGGUCCUUCCUGCCAAAUUUUCCAACUCUUUUAGACUCUGAGGAUCCCCAGGCAGGCCGGGGCCCCACCCCCGAGUCCGACCAAUGACUUCAUUUUGCUUCAAAUGGCCAAUUGUGCGGAGGGACAAAGCCACGGCCACGCUUCUCAGUGGUUACCAAGCUGUUUUUUGGAAGUUCGUACUGAGGAGCGGCCGCGCCUGGCCCGCGGUGGGCAGUCGGCGCGGCGUGGCCCCAGGGGCUGUGGCGUGGGGCCAGAAUGACUCAGACGCAUCUCGUUCCAGUGUUGCCUUUGUUCUUCAAAUCAGGCGCCCAAGUACGGGACUAGUACAGCUGCUUCCAAGUUUGAGAAACCAUAAAAUAGGAAGAAAAUCAAGUCAAAUGUGAAGAUUUCCACGCCAUAUUCGGAUGGAAAUGUGAGCACUGUUAGGACCACCCUGGGAACAGCAGCUGCGAGGAGGUUCUGAGGCCACACACCUCACACGGGAGCGAAGUGAGACCCCGGGGUCCGCAUGCGGGAAUGAAUUAUAAAUGUGCCUUAGCGGGUGAGGGGCCUUCUGAAGACAAAAGAGGGUCUUCAGAUGUUUACCCCUGACGAGACCUUUUCUAAGUAAAAAAGUUUGAAUACCCUAGAGUCAGAAGCCCCCACCUUCGCGUCCUCACUCUUCUGCAGCUGGGUCCUGCCCCUUGGGGUGCAGUUUUCAAUCUGAUCAGAAUUGUUACCAAAAAACAACUGUCCAUUUUAUUAAGACAGGAAAAUACAUUGUAAACCUAUUUUUGUGACUUAAGACUAUGAAAAAUGAGACACUGGAGUUUUUUUUUUUAACAAAUGUCUAUUUAUUAAUGUUCGGAACACUGGAAUUACAACACAAGAGAAGAGUCUGCAAUAAAUUAAGAUU